Molecule: messenger RNA, 8107 nt
Organism: Ictidomys tridecemlineatus (thirteen-lined ground squirrel)
Lineage: Eukaryota; Metazoa; Chordata; Mammalia; Rodentia; Sciuridae
Source: RefSeq, a predicted model, not a curated record
UCAGAGUACACAGCCCUGCUGGAGUUGAUUGCAGUCCUCAGCAACGCUGAUUCUCCACCAUGGAAUCGACUGGUGAUGAUGACGCGGUGGCGGCCUAGAGGAGACGAGGCGCGGGAGCAGAACGAUGCCCAGGGGCGCACGCUCUAGAACUCCACAGCAGGAAGACUUUUCUCCCAGCAGCGACAUGGUGGAGAAACAAACUGGGAAAAAGGAUAAAGAUAAAGUUUCUCUGACCAAGACCCCAAAGCUGGACCGCAGUGAUGGAGGAAAGGAGGUGAGAGAGCGAGCCACCAAGCGGAAGCUGCCCUUCACUGUGGGGGCCAAUGGAGAACAGAAGGACUCGGACACAGAGAAACAGGGUCCUGAGCGGAAGAGGAUCAAGAAGGAGCCUGUCGCCCGCAAGUCCGGGCUGCUGUUCGGCAUGGGGCUGUCUGGGAUCCGAGCUGGCUACCCACUCUCUGAGCGCCAGCAGGUGGCUCUCCUCAUGCAGAUGACAGCCGAGGAGUCUGCCAACAGCCCAGUAGACACCACACCAAAGCACCCCUCCCAGUCUGCAGUGUGUCAGAAGGGAACGCCCAGCUCUGCCUCAAAAACCAAAGACAAAGUCAACAAGAGGAACGAGCGGGGCGAGACCCGCCUGCACCGUGCUGCCAUCAGGGGGGAUGCCCGACGCAUCAAGGAGCUCAUCAGCGAGGGCGCUGAUGUCAAUGUCAAGGACUUCGCAGGCUGGACAGCGCUGCACGAGGCCUGCAACCGUGGCUACUACGAUGUCGCCAAGCAGCUGCUGGCCGCAGGCGCAGAGGUGAACACCAAGGGCCUGGACGACGACACACCACUGCACGACGCUGCCAACAACGGGCACUAUAAGGUGGUGAAGUUGUUGCUGCGGUAUGGAGGAAACCCUCAGCAGAGCAACAGGAAAGGGGAGACCCCGCUGAAAGUCGCCAACUCCCCAACUAUGGUGAACCUGCUGCUGGGCAAAGGCACGUACACCUCCAGCGAGGAGAGCUCCACGGAGAGCUCCGAGGAGGAGGACGCCCCAUCCUUUGCACCUUCCAGCUCAGUUGAUGGCAACAACACGGACUCCGAGUUUGAGAAGGGCCUGAAGCUCAAGGCCAAGAACCCAGAGCCUCAGAAGACUGUGACACCUGUCAAGGACGAGUAUGAGUUUGAUGAGGAUGAUGAGCAGGACAGGGUCCCUCCUGUGGACGACAAGCAUCUGCUGAAGAAAGACUAUAGGAAAGAACCCAAGGCCAGCAGCUUCGUGUCAAUCCCCAAGAUGGAGGUCAAGAGCUAUGCCAAGAACAGCACCACCGCGCCAAAGAAAGCCGCCCAUCGCAUCCUGUCCGACACCUCAGACGAGGAGGACGCUGGCCUGGCUGUGGGCGCGGGGGAGAAGCUGAGGCUCUCAGCGCACACAGUCCUGCCCGGCUCGAAGGCCCGCGAGCCCCCUGCGCCCAGGCAGCAGAAGGAGAAGAGCAAAGUGAAGAAGAAGCGGAAGAAGGAGGCCCGGGGCAAGGAGGUGCGGCCUGGGAAGAGGAGUGACAAGCUGUGCUCCUCCGGGUCCGAGCGCGCAUCCUCCGAGAGCGAGGAGGACGGGGACUCGGUGGGGAGCACGGGCUGCCGCAGGGGCUCCCCCCUGGUGCUGAAGGACCCCUCACUCUUCAGCUCGCUGUCAGCCUCCUCCACUUCGUCCCAUGGCACCAGCCACGCCGACCAGCACAGCAAGCACUGGCGCGCGGACAGCUGGAAGGCCGUGUCCUCCCCUGCCUGGUCGCAGGUCAGCUCGCUGUCGGACUCAUCAGGCACCGGCCUGACAAGCGAGUCGGACUGCUCCUCCGAGGGCUCCAGCGUGGAGUCCCUAAAGCCCGCGAGGAGGAAGCAGGAGCACCGCAAGAGGGGCAGCCUGCAGAGCAUGGCUCCUGAGAAGAGGGGCGGCUUCCACCCCAGCGUGGACGGCGCCGUGCCCAAGCUCGACAAGGAGGGAAAAGUCGUCAAGAAACACAAGACGAAACACAGACACAAAAACAAGGAGAAGGGGCAGUGCCCCAGCCAGGAGCUGAAGCUGAAAAGCUUCACCUACGAGUACGAGGACCCCAGGCCCAAGGCCGACAAGGCCGCCCUCCUGGACAGCGACGUCUCCGCGGAGGGCAGGCUGCGGGUGUUGAAGCAUGACCGAGACCACCUCAAGAGGGAGGAGAGGCUGGGCAGGACGAAGCCCGAGGACAAGGAGUGGCUCUUCAGAGACGAGAAGCCACUGAAGAGGAUCAAGGACGUGGGCAGGGACGGCGGCAGGGCCUUCCGGGAGGAAAAGGACCGGGCUGGCAGGGCUGAGCGGGAGAGGCUGGGCAAGGAGAAGUCCCCCAAGGAAGAGAGGCUGCGGCCGUACAAGGAGGAGAGGAAGAAGAAGGCCCGGGACCGGCCCCCCAAGCCGGAGAAGAAGGGCGAGGCCAAGGAGAAGGCCCUGAAGGAGGACAAGGAGAGGCUCCGGAGGGAGAAGGCCUACAGGGAGGACGCAGCCUUCGACGACUGCUGUCACCGGGGCCACUUCCUGGAGAGCGAGGACUUGUCCGACGACCAGCAGGACAGGUGGUUUUCAGACCUCUCCGACUCCUCCUUUGACUUCAAAGGGGAGGACAGCUGGGACUCCCCAGUGACCGAUUACAGGGACAUCAAGAGUGACUCUGUGGCCAAACUCAUCUUGGAAACGGUGAAAGAGGAUAGUAAGGAGAAGAAGCGGGACAACAAGGCCCGGGAAAAACGAGAUCUCAGAGACUCUUUCUUCCGAAAGAAGGACCGGGACUACUUGGACAAGAGCUUGGAGAAGAGGAGGGACCAGGUGGAGAAGCACCGGGGCCUUCCCAGCUACCUCCCCGACAAGGACAAGAAGAGGAGAGAGUCCUCGGAAGGCACACGGGACCCACGGGACCGGAGAGACGCCCUGGAGGGCUCCAGGGAGCGGAAGGAUGUCCGCCUGCGGCCAGAGGAGCCGCACAGGGAGGAGCUGAAGGAGUGUGGCUGCGAGGGCACCUUCAAGGACAAGCCCGACUGCGACCUCGCCAAGAGCCUGGAGUCCUGGGAGCGGCACCACGCAGCUCGGGAGAAGGAGAAGAAGGAGAAGGCUCGCUCCGAGAGGCACAAGGACAAGUCCAGCGACAGGGACCGAGGGGAGAAGUGUCCGAAGGACAGAGACUUUGACAGAUGCCUCAAGGAGAGGAAGGAUGGCAAGGAGAAGCACAAGGACAAGGACACACACAGCAGAGACCGAGACAGGAGGGCCGGCCUCGACCAGGCCCGGGAGAGGAAGGACAAGACCUUCCCUGCAGCCGCCUCCGAGGACUCCUCUGAAAAGAGAGAGGAGAAGAAGGGGAAAGAGAAGAGCUGGUACAUCGCAGACAUCUUCACAGACGAAAGCGAGGACGAGAAAGAGGAGUACCUGGCCAGCGGGCUGCGGGCAGGGGAGGCCUGCGAGGCCCCCAGGGCGGACGCCCUCCAGGAGAGGGAGGACGGGAGGGAGCUGCCCGCGGCAGACAGGCACAGGAAGUGCCCCUCCGACAGGCCCCACGAGAAGCCCCGGGACAAGGAGCCCAAAGAGAAGAGGAAGGACAGGGGUGCCCCCGAAGCAGGCAGAGACAAGAAGGAGAAGGCCUUGGAGAAGCACAGAGAGAAGAGGGACAAGGACCGCAAGGACCGGGUACUGGCCGACGCCACCCAGGAGAGGCGAAGCAGGCAGAGGCCACCCGAGAAGGUGGAGAGGAAGCAUCCCGGGGAGGACAGGGCCAAGAGCAAGCACAAGGAAAAGCCGGACCGGGAGCGGAGGGCCUCGCGGGGCGCGGAGGCGGAGCGCAGCCUGCUGGAGCGGCUAGAGGAGGAGGCGCUGCAGGAGGGCAGGGAGGAGGCGCACGACAAGGCCAGCGAGGGCUCCUCCGACAGCUUUGCAGACCGCGGCCCCGAGCCCGGCCUGAGCGCCCUCCUAGAGGUGUCCUUCUCAGAGCCGCUGGAGGACAAGGCCCGGGAGGGCCCCUGCCUGGCGGAGAGGCUGAGAGAGAAGGAGCGGCACCGGCACUCCUCCUCCUCCUCCAAGAAGAGCCACGAACGCGAGCGGGCCAAGAAGGAGAAGGCCGAGAGGAAGGAGAAGGCCGAGGACUACAAGGACGGGGGCAGGAGGGAGCCCGGCCAGUACGAGAAGGACUUCCUGGACGCCGAGGCCUAUGGCAUCGCCUACUCUGUGAAGGUGGACGGCGAGGAGGAGCUGGACAAGGCCACCGACGGGUUUUCUGAGAAGAGAGAGAGGAGCGAGCCCGAGAGGGAGCCUCCCAAGAAAGUGGAGAAGGAGCUGAAGCCUUUCGGGUCCAGUGCUCUCGGCUCCCUGAAGGAGAAGAGGAGGAGGGAGAAGCACAGGGAGCGGUGGCGGGAGGAGAAGGACAAGCACAGGGACAGGCACCACAAGGAGGAGCCGCGGCCCACCGUCCGGGACAAGGAGAAGGGCAGGGAGGAGGCCCUGAAGCUGGGUGAGGCCAAGCCUAAGGAAAAGCCCCGAGAGGGCACAGAGAAGGAGAGGGGCGACCCCACCAAGAUCAGCAACGGCAUGGACAAGCUCCCGCCACCCAGAGACCCAGGCAAGAAGGACGCCAGGCCCCGGGAGAAGCUGCUGGGGGACGGCGACCUGAUGAUGACCAGCUUUGAGCGGAUGCUGUCGCAAAAGGACCUGGAGAUUGAGGAGCGGCACAAGCGGCACAAGGAGCGCAUGCGGCAGAUGGAGAAGCUGCGGCACAGGUCUGGGGACCCCAGGCUCCGGGAAAAGGCAAAUGUGGGGGACAAGCUGUUCAGACAGCAGAGUGUUCCUGCCGCCUCCAGCUUCGACUCUCCCGGCCAGCACUUGAUGGAGGACAAGGCUGCCCUGCCACCUGUUCCAGCAGAGAAGUUUGCCUGCCUGUCCCCUGGCUACUACUCCCCUGACUAUGGCCUCCCCUCACCCAAAGCGGCCACCGUCAGCAGCGCCCCUUCCCCAGAGGCCGUGUUCCCUGGCCUACCAGCCAAGCCCUCCCCUGCCACUAGGGGCGACCUCUUGGCCCCAGCCAUCGAGGGGGCCCUGCCCCCGGACCUGGGCCUUCCUCUGGACGCCACAGAGGACCAGCAGGCCACAGCAGCCAUCAUCCCUCCGGAGCCCAGCUACCUGGAGCCCUUGGACGAGGGCCCCUUCAACGCUGUCAUCACCGAGGAGCCGGUGGAGUGGGCCCAUCCUGCUGCGGAGCAGGCCCUUUCCUCCACCUUGGUGGCCAGUGCCUCUGAAAACCCUGUCAGCUGGCCCGUGGGCUCCGACCUUCUGCUGAAGUCUCCACAGAGGUUCCCAGAGUCCCCCAAACACUUCUGUCCUGCAGAGACCCUGCAUACCACUGUCCCAGGACCCUUCAGCACCUCAGAGCCCCCGUACCCCGUAUCCCCCAGCUCCUACCCCUUGCCCGCCACCGAACCGGGCCUGGAGGAGGUCAAAGACGAUGGGGCGGGAGCCAUCUCUGUGGCCGUCUCCACCACAGAAGGGGCCACUGCGUAUGCCACCCCUGCCAGACUGGAGUCUUUCUUCAGUGGCUGCAAGUCACUUCCUGAGGCACCCCUUGACGUGGCCCCUGAGCCCACGUGUGUCACCACGGUGACCCAGGUGGAGGCUCUGGGGACCCUGGAAAGCAGCUUCCUGGACAGUGGCCACAGCCUGUCUGCCCUCAGCCAGGGCGAGCCAGUGCCCUGGCAUGACGCCUUCACCAGCCCCGAGGAUGACCUGGACCUGGGGCCCUUCUCGCUGCCCGAUCUCCCCCUCCAGCCCAAAGACGCCUCAGAUGUCGAGACUGAGCCCGUGGAAGGGAGUCCCGUCCCACCAGAGGAGAGCGUCCCUGGGGCUGAGGGGCAGCCCAUACUGCCUCCUGACCAGGUCUCUCCCCCACUUCCCGCCGAGUCUGAGCCCUCAGAGGAGCCAAAGCUGGACGUGGUUCUCGAAGCCGCGGUGGAGGCAGAGACCGUGGCAGGCGAGAGGACCCCCGAGGACUUGGACUCUGGCUCGGCACUGGCCCCCGGCCCUCCCGAACAGUGUCCCCUGGGGGGCGGAGCUGAGGAGACCAAGACUGAGGACCCCCCCACCACUCCCCAUCAUGCACCCGACGGCCCUGCCACCGAUGGCACGGCACAGACGCCUGACAGUGCUGAGGUCACCCCUGUUGCCAUCCCUGUGGAGGGGCCCCCAGGCAGCCUCCAGCCAGAAGCUACGGAUCCAGAGCCCAAGCCCACGGCCGAGCCCCCGAAAGCCCCCAAGGUGGAGGAGGUCCCUCAGCGCAUGACCAGGAACCGCGCUCAGAUGCUGGCCAGCCAGAGCAAGCAGAGCACGCCUCCUACGGAUAAGGAGCCCGCCCCCACGCCCACCCCAGCUGCCAGGGCCAAAGGCCGUGCCUCUGAGGAGGAGGAUGCCCAGGCCCAGCACCCCCGCAAGCGCCGCUUCCAGCGCUCCAGCCAGCAGCUGCAGCAGCAGCUGAACACAAGCACGCAGCAGACGCGGGAGGUCAUCCAGCAGACGCUGGCCGCCAUUGUGGACGCCAUCAAGCUGGACGACAUUGAGCCCUACCACAGCGACAGGUCCAACCCCUACUUCGAGUACCUCCAGAUCCGAAAGAAGAUUGAGGAGAAGCGCAAGAUCCUCUGCUACAUCACGCCCCAGGCACCCCAGUGCUACGCCGAGUACGUCACCUACACCGGGUCCUACCUCCUGGACGGCAAGCCGCUCAGCAAGCUGCACAUCCCUGUGAUUGCACCCCCCCCUUCCCUGGCGGAGCCCCUGAAGGAGCUGUUCAAGCAGCAGGAGACGGUGCGGGGAAAGCUGCGUCUACAGCACAGCAUCGAGCGGGAGAAGCUGAUCGUGUCGUGUGAGCAGGAGAUCCUGCGGGUGCAUUGCCGGGCGGCCAGGACCAUCGCCAACCAGGCAGUGCCUUUCAGUGCCUGCACGAUGCUGCUGGACUCUGAGGUCUACAACAUGCCUCUGGAGAGCCAGGGCGACGAGAACAAGUCCGUACGAGAUCGCUUCAACGCCCGCCAGUUCAUCUCCUGGCUACAGGACGUGGAUGACAAGUACGACCGUAUGAAGACCUGCCUCCUGAUGCGGCAGCAGCACGAGGCCGCAGCCCUCAAUGCCGUGCAGAGGAUGGAGUGGCAGCUGAAGGCACAGGAGCUGGACCCCGCAGGGCACAAGUCGCUGUGUGUGAACGAGGUGCCCUCUUUCUACGUGCCCAUGGUCGAUGUCAACGAUGACUUUGUGCUGCUGCCAGCGUGACACCAGGAGAAAGUUGCAGGACACCGGCAAGGGCCGUAGUCACCAGUGCUGCUGACGUGCCCGCAGUGCAGGAGGGCACCGUGCCGGCCAGGUGGGAGGAGCCCAGAGACUGCACCUGGCCACACGCCUCGCCUGCCAGACCAGCCCGGAGGCCAGGAGACCAGAGUCUUUACCAGCGGUGGCAGGGAGAACGGGCCCCCACGCUGCAGUGCCUCGUUGGCCCAGCAGGAGGAGGAGACCAUGGCCCAUCCAGAGGGGCACCUGGGUCCCUCUCAGCCAGCCGCAGGCACCCGAGGAGCAGGAGAGUGCGCUUUUGAAGUCCCUGCUCCCCUCUGAUCAACUAAAGGAAACGACUGAGGCGUCCACCUCGCACAACAGUGACCUCUGGUCGGGGGCAGGAGUGUCCGCCCGCCACGGUCCUCAGGACAGGCUGGGACACUGAGGUCGCUGGUGCCAGGCGAGGGCCACCUGCCGGCCACAGAGGGACUCAGCCAGGACUCUCCAAUAGUGUUUUUAAUGGAGUCAAAUCCACGUGGUUUGUAUAUUUUUUUCCUUUAAUCUUGGGCAUUUUGUUUCUCUUUCUGAGAACGUAACUUGAAACACUACAGAGCCAAUAAUCCUAUAGAGAGUAUCCGCGAACGAACGCUGUACAGUUUUAUAUACAUUCACAAUGUACUUUUGCUGCCUUCUAGAUAAUUUAUUUUGCAACACAUUACUGCACAGUUGUAAAUAACUUAUGUACUGUAACAUCACUUUCAGUUAUGUGUAAAGAAAUAAAUAAAUUAAUUAAAGUGC